This is a messenger RNA of Aspergillus puulaauensis, 1476 nucleotides long. RefSeq names its product glycoside hydrolase family 71 protein. The record is from RefSeq and is a predicted model, not a curated record. NCBI's taxonomy places the organism in Eukaryota, Fungi, Ascomycota, Eurotiomycetes, Eurotiales, Aspergillaceae. Gene Ontology annotation, biological process: mating projection tip cell wall disassembly. The coding region runs from base 1 to 1476 and encodes 491 amino acids. The transcript is spliced from 2 exons. Gene Ontology annotation, molecular function: glucan endo-1,3-alpha-glucosidase activity.
AUGUCCUUCAUUCUGCUAUGGGCCCUCCCCAUCUUCCUAUCCCUCCUCACAAUCCCCCAAUGCAUCCAAGCAAAAGCCGUCUUUGCCCACUUCAUGGUCGCAAACACAGCCAACUACACGAUAUCAGACUGGGAAUCCGACAUCAGCCUAGCAAAAGCAUCCUCGAUCGACGCCUUCGCCCUAAACUCCGGCUUCGGGGCAAACCACACCGCAAAGGCCCUGAAAGACGCAUUCGCCGUAGCCAAGCAGCAGAACUUCAAACUAUUCUUCUCGCUCGAUUACUCCGGCAAUGGGAACUGGCCGAAAGACCAGGCUGUCAAACUACUCAGCAACUACACAGGCCACGACGCUUACUACCGCCAUGAAGACGGGCGCGCGCUGGUUAGUACCUUCGAGGGCUUCCAGGCGGCGGGCGAUUGGGGCGAUAUUAAGAAAGAGGUGGGCAAGAAUGUAGGGAAUGAUAAAUGCUGCUUCUUUAUCCCGGAGUGGGCGUCGGCGGGGCUAGCCAAGGCGUCGAGGGUCUCUGCUACAGAUGGGCUGAUGAGCUGGGAUGCGUGGCCGUAUGGGAAUACGGAGAUGAACACGACGGAGGAUAAGCAGUACAUGGACGUGCUUAAGAAGGAAGGGAAGUCUUAUAUCAUGCCUGUGUCGCCGUGGUUCUACACGAAUCUGCGCCAGUUUCACAAGAACUGGGUGUGGCAGGGGGAUGAGCUCUGGACGCAGCGGUGGAAGCAGGUCGUCGAGGUGCAGCCGGAGUAUGUCGAGAUCCUGACCUGGAAUGACUACGGAGAGAGUCACUAUAUUGGGCCUGUGAGGGAGAAGGCUGUCGGGGUGUUGGAGAGCGCGGGGGCGCCGUUUGACUAUGUCUCAGGGAUGCCGCACGACGGGUGGCGGGCGAUGCUGCCGUACUGGAUCACUCAGUAUAAGGCUGGAGGAGGCCAGACGGCGAGAGAGGGCGGGGAGAUCGGGGAGGAGGUGUUGAGUGCCUGGUACCGAGUCAGUGCGGCGAGUGCGUGUGGGGAUGGGAAGACGGUGGGCAAUAGUAAAAGCCAGGACCAGACUCUGUUGAAGCCCGCGGAGAUCCUGCAGGACAAGGUUUUCUACUCGGCGCUUCUGGAAGGGAGAGCAGACGUCAAGGUCAGUAUAGGGGGCGAGAACCGGACGGCAGAGUGGACGGAUGUGCCUGAGGGGGGCAGGGGGGUGUAUACAGGGUCCAUCCCGUUCGACAAGCACACCGGCGAGGUGGUGGUGACUCUGACGCGCAACGGGGACUUCCUGGCGCAGAUGAAGGGGAAAGACAUCCAGGACAGUUGCCCAGGCAAUCUCACCAACUGGAAUGCGUGGGUUGGGAAUGCCACAGCUGUCAAGACGAACCGGGCACCCGGAGCAGACGGCGAUGACUCGGCGGGCGUCUCGCUGCACACAAGUCUGUGGCUGCUGGUGUUUUCUUUGUUGAAUGUUUCCUUGUUGAUAUGA